GUUCUAGAUCGAAGCCGGGCGGAAGAGUUGCUCGUCAGAAGCGCUCUUUGAUUUUGUAUCCGGAAGUGGGUAUUCCUGUGGCUAACAUGGCCGACGAAGAAGAAGACCCACCUUUUGAAGAAGAUAAUGAAGAAACUGGAGGAGGUCCAGAUGGUGGACAGGGAAAAAGGAAGCGGUUGUUCUCCAAAGAAUUGAGAUGUAUGAUGUAUGGAUUUGGAGAUGAUCAGAACCCUUACACAGAGUCUGUGGAUAUUCUUGAGGAUCUUGUCAUAGAAUUCAUCACAGAAAUGACCCACAAAGCAAUGUCGAUUGGACGACAAGGUCGAGUACAGGUUGAAGAUAUUGUCUUCUUGAUUCGUAAAGACCCACGAAAAUUUGCUCGUGUGAAGGACUUGUUAACAAUGAAUGAAGAACUAAAACGGGCUCGAAAAGCAUUUGAUGAAGCAAAUUAUGGAUCUUGAGGCCUUUUUUGAGCUCAUCUCAUUUUCUGAUCCACCCUUUCUGUAAAAGCAAACUCUGUGAAAAAUAGUAAGAACGCUGCUGCACAUUGAUAUAGACUAUGUUGUGAACUGUUUUAAGAAAGUUAACAUUCUUUUUAUUAUGUUGCUUGUCUUUAAAACAAAAUGCUAAAAUAUUCUUGGUGGACGUUAUUCCUUAUUAUACCCUGUAAUUUUCAGACUACA
Python bivittatus (Burmese python) is the source of this 683-nucleotide messenger RNA. RefSeq names its product TATA-box binding protein associated factor 13 (gene TAF13). The record is from RefSeq and is a predicted model, not a curated record. Gene Ontology annotation, molecular function: protein heterodimerization activity. Gene Ontology annotation, cellular component: transcription factor TFIID complex. NCBI's taxonomy places the organism in Eukaryota, Metazoa, Chordata, Lepidosauria, Squamata, Pythonidae. Gene Ontology annotation, biological process: transcription by RNA polymerase II.